ACCGGCCAUAAUUUCUGAGUAUAUCCCAAAAAGCGAGAAAAGCCAACAAAACCCGUUCUUUCAAACCAGACACAACUUUAACGUGGCCCUGAUCCCGCGUGUGUUUCCCAAGUAAAGAGGACAGAUCGGAUUUACAGUACCAACAAGAAAGUCCAGUUCGACCGACAGACAUGUCACAGGAGCAUGACAAUAAGAGGGCGGUGCUCGUGCUGCAGAAUGACCCAGCCUACAGCCAGCGGCGUUCCUUCACCAUGGAGGACGAGGCGUGGAAGUCCUUCCUGGAGAACCCGCUGACGGCCGCCACCAAGGCCAUGAUGAGCAUCAACGGCGACGAGGACAGCGCCGCCGCCCUGGGCCUCCUCUAUGACUACUACAAGGUGCCCCGGGAGAAGAGAACAAUAACCCAGCAAAAGGCAGACAUCAUGGGCUCUGAUGUGGAUCCCAACAAAAGGAGCCUAAUGGCUCUUCCAGAGACCUCCAUGGCGGCCUCAGAGGGCAAGAUCCAACUCUUGAAGGGAGUUCCCUUCAACGUCGUCCUGCCGGGGAACCAGCUGGCCCAGGACAAGCGGUCCCUCUUCCCCUCCCCGGCCACUACAGUCACCGUCUCCAUAGCAGCCGUGCCCAACUAUCCAAUCAAGACAGAGGGACCCUCUAAUGGUUUCUCGGUGACGAUCCCCGGUGCCCAGUGCUCGGAGCCAGACAGCCACGCCGGGGUGUUUGAAAGGCAGCUGGCCCACAACCAGUUCAGCCCCAACACCCAGCCCCGCACCCCAGACUCCACCUUCCCUGAGAACUUCAAGGAUGGGUCGCAAGAGGUGUACGCGUUCCCAGGGGAGCUCCAGUUACGCAUGGCCCCCAUCGACCAGGACGGCUACUCCGCUUUUGACACCGUGUCAUGCAACAACUUCGAAUACACACUUGAGGCGUCAAAGUCUCUCCGUCAGAAGUCAGGUGACGGCACGAUGACGUACCUCAACAAGGGCCAGUUCUAUCCCAUCAGCCUCAGGGAGAUGGACAACCCAAAAGUGCUCCAACACCCCAUCAGCAAAGUGCGAAGUGUGGUGAUGGUGGUCUUUGGAGAGGAGAAGUGCAGAGAUGACCAGCUGAAACACUGGAAGUACUGGCACUCCAGACAGCACACAGCCAAGCAGAGAUGUAUUGACAUCGCCGACUACAAGGAGAGUUUCAACACCAUCAGCAACAUUGAGGAGAUCUCCUACAACGCCAUUUCCUUCACCUGGGACAUCAACGAGGAGGCAAAGAUCUUCAUCUCUGUGAACUGCCUGAGCACAGACUUCUCCUCUCAGAAGGGGGUGAAGGGUCUGCCCCUCAACCUGCAGAUCGACACCUACAGCUACAACAACCGCAGCAACAAGCCCAUCCACCGUGCCUACUGCCAGAUCAAGGUCUUCUGCGACAAGGGCGCCGAGAGGAAGAUCCGCGACGAGGAGCGCAAGCAGUCGCGCAGGAAGGGCAAGACCACGGAUGUCAACCCCAACCUGGGGGGCUAUCACUCCGUGGAUGUGAAGGUGCCGCUCAUGCACAAGCGGAGCGACAUCACCAUCUUCAAGGCCAUGGUAGACAUGGAAACGCAACCCGUUCUCUUCAUCCCUGACCUCCACUUCUCCAGCUUCCAGCGCCAUGUGAGUGUCACAUCACCAUCCCUCAGGGUACCAAACAUUGGUCCUUUCACACCUGAUGAUGCAGAAGAUAGCACGGGGAUGAAGAGAUUAACCUAUGGCAAUGAAGAAGAGUUUGGAACAGCGCCCAAUAAAAUGGCCAGGAUGGAUGAGCCUAAGAAAGUGCUGCUGUACGUGCGCAAGGAGACGGAGGAGGUGUUCGACGCACUCAUGCUGAAAACUCCCACACUCAAGGGCCUGGUGGAAGCUAUAUCAGAGAAAUAUGAAGUUCCUCUCGAAAAGAUGGGAAAGGCCUACAAGAAAUGCAAAAAGGGGAUCCUGGUGCACAUGGACGACAACAUCAUCAAACACUACUCGAACGAGGACACCUUCCAGAUCGAGAUGGAGGAGGUUGGAGGGGCGGUGAAGCUCACGCUGACCGAAAUCUAACGGCGGACGCCUUCAAAGCGUUCCCUCCAGUGACAGGCCUGCUGGUUUACACGUCUCUAAAAAAAAAGGGAACAGACUCCUCAGUGUCUCUGCUGUAUGAUAUGUGCUGUCCUUUGCUGCCUGAGGAACUACAUGGGUUCCCAGAAUUCCUUGCUGAUCCCCUCGUUUAUGGGGGGACUUAAGUCUUGUUUGAACCUUUCUGAGGUGCACUAAUGCACGUGGUAUCAGAGCUUUAUCAAAGGUUUGAGAUUGAGGUGCAGUGAAAUAGGAAACGGGUCAUUUAUGCUAAGGGGGAAGGAUGUGAGAUGUUAGGAGAACUUAUCUUUUGCGAACACAACCUUUUGCUGUAUGUUUCUUUGUAAUACUGGCAGAUUGUCUGCCAGACGAGGGGAAAAAUGCACUGCUCUUAAAGUAAGUCUGAUGCCUGGGUAAGCCCUAUACUUUACUGUUAUUGUUCCCCCUUGAAAACCAGAGCACUGAAGAUCUUUGUCUUUUUACGAGAUGAUUGUGAGUAUAAAUUAGGUUGGGAAAACACUGGUGAACCUGUAAAUAGUGGAGACAGAGUGGCCCUGUUGGCUCACUGUAUUAUACGCAACAUGUGGCAGUAUUUAGCAUGUACUGUAAACUAUUUCUCAGUGUAUCUUAAGUUUCACCAUUCUGGGUAUGCGUGUGUGUAUGUCUGUCUGUGUGUGUGUGUGUGUGUGUGUGUGUGUGUGUGUGUGUUGUGUAGGUGGGGCACAGCAAAAUAUUUACAUAAGCAUUAGUGAAGCAGAUCACCAACAUUAAUUGUAAAAAGUAUUACUUUAAAUUAAAUAUCUACCCUCAGUGCAUUCAUAUCAUCAGCCAAAUACUGUAGGUAACUCAAUCUAUACCUCAUUGUAACAGACAUUGAGUUGGUUAGCACAAAGUGCAAUAUGUGUUUUUUUAACACAUAUACAAUUAGAUUAGUAAAAUCUCAGUCACUUUUGAAAUGCUGAAUAUUUUUUCUAACCACUUUUCAGUUCCUGUUUUGUAUGAAAGUACUUACUCAGCUCAUGUGUAUAUAUUUAUUAAUAAAUAGGAAAGGGUUAUUUUACAUGGUGUGUCAAAAAUGUUUAUUGUCACUUUGCUGUUUGUGUUUUUAUAUGACAUCAAUCCCGCUGUAUUUAUGCCAAGAUAUUUUUUAUAAAGUUCCAGGGUGUUAAAGUACCUUUUUGCCCCUUAAAAGGAGACUUCCAUAUGUAUCUCAUUUAUUCCCUGCAUAUCUUAAACACUCCUAAAUAAAAGCUGCGGUAGCUGUGUGCGUAAAA
Clupea harengus (Atlantic herring) is the source of this 3358-nucleotide messenger RNA. RefSeq names its product grainyhead like transcription factor 1 (gene grhl1). Gene Ontology annotation, cellular component: nucleus. Gene Ontology annotation, molecular function: DNA-binding transcription activator activity, RNA polymerase II-specific; RNA polymerase II cis-regulatory region sequence-specific DNA binding. Lineage: Eukaryota; Metazoa; Chordata; Actinopteri; Clupeiformes; Clupeidae. Gene Ontology annotation, biological process: regulation of transcription by RNA polymerase II. The record is from RefSeq and is a predicted model, not a curated record.